CAGAGAGACGACACACAAAAUUCCAAACGCCUUUCAACUCCAUUACUCUUCCUUUCUCACCUCACCCCAUCACACCAUUCUUAACACUUAGCUUCUUCUUCUUCGUCUUCUUCACUAUCGCCAUCAUAUCAGGUCUCCCUCUAUCCUCUCUUUUUUACCUUUCCGACCGCUUCAAGACUUCAAGUCUUUAACUUUAGCUUAAAUUCUGUUCUGAUUUCAGUGAUUGCCUUGAAUUGCUCUUGGGUUUUGUUAUUUGAAGUUUAUUAUGGAGGAUGAAAAUGGUCUUGAUCUGAGCUUGGCCUUACCUUGUGGUGGAUGUUCAUGGAAAUCUAAGACUGGGAGGCCAUCAAAUGUUAAGGCAGAAGAAGGUGAUCAAAGAGAUUGGAUGAAAGAUGAUGGGAGCUUCUUUAGCAACCUUUCCAGUAAAUCUGAAAAGGCAGGCCAUAAACGUAAAAGCUGCUUAUUUGGGAAGUCAGAAAGGGAUGCUCUUUAUGCUGCAGAUUUGCUUGAGAAUACAAGAACAUCAAACGUUUCGAUUAAUGAAGCUGAGGAGGGUUCAACGUCGUAUCAUGAUGAUAGCUCCAAACAAUGUGAUUCGGGUUAUGAAGAUUUAACUGGGAAAAGGAGGUUUAUUGUUUCUUCAGAUAAGGAAGCUAAUAACACUCAGUUUUCUGUUCCAUUCUUAGGCCAACCAGUAAACAUCUUAAACAUGCCUUACUUUGCACCUUUAAAAGAUUCUUCUAAUCCUAGUAUAGUGCCAAUGAUGGCUGCUGGAUAUUCUCCUGUGAUGUUGCCCUCAUUGGACAACAAUAAUUCUUUCGCUCCGAUUCCUCAUUUUCACCAAUCUUAUACCAGAGCCAGAGCUCCUCUGAGCAUAAAUAAGGACAAUGAGAGCCUGAAGAUAUCCCAAGAUGUAGCUUCUCAAUCUUCCCAAUACAAUGGGAAGGCAAUAGAGCAAGUGAAAAGCAAUCAUGUCACGAAAGAAGGUUGUUCGUUUAAUGGGGAAGAAAACUCGAAAGGAAGCAACAUAAUCUUCCCUGGAAAACGCCCGUCUCAGGAGGCUCAAACAGAUGGAUCAUCGGCUUCUGAAUUCCCACCAAUAAGGCUGGGGGUUGCUGCAGAUCUGAAAUUUGGAGGGUGUGGUUCCUCUCCAGACCUGCCCUGGGUUUCCACAACUGCUCCCAAUGGUAAAACAAUAUCAGGUGUCACAUACUGGUUUAGUCCUACUCAAAUCAAGAUUGUCUGUGCUUGCCAUGGCUUACACUUGUCCCCUGAUGACUUUGUGCUUCAUGCCAGUGCCCAGAAAACCUCCCAAGAGGCUUCGGCUUCGUUCCCGGGCAGCAAUUCUGCAGCCUCAGACCAGAACUGAGGGAAAUCAACACAUUUUUCUUCAUAUUACUAUGUAAAACUCUGCAUUUCUGUGCCCAGAUUCUUUAUCUCCUAUAAUCUAGCUAGUGCCAGUAUCUGCAAUUGUAUAUGUAACUUGUUUUUUUUUAAUCAUAUCUAUUUGCAAAAUAAACCCUGAUGCAUUGAAUUGUGUAGCAAAAAGAAAAUAAUUGUGCAAUAUAUUUGGUCUCUUAGAAGCAUGUUGUGUA
Messenger RNA from Ipomoea nil (Japanese morning glory), 1595 nucleotides. RefSeq names its product ninja-family protein mc410-like. Lineage: Eukaryota; Viridiplantae; Streptophyta; Magnoliopsida; Solanales; Convolvulaceae. The coding region runs from base 266 to 1369 and encodes 367 amino acids. Gene Ontology annotation, biological process: jasmonic acid mediated signaling pathway; negative regulation of DNA-templated transcription. The transcript is spliced from 3 exons. The record is from RefSeq and is a predicted model, not a curated record. Gene Ontology annotation, cellular component: nucleus.